AACCAAAAUGACUACAUAGCCAGUCCCAAAAGGACGAUGCAACCUGAAGAUUACUCAGACAAGCGAAUGGUCGAUUAAGCUCCUUCGGAUAUUCAGCCGCACAAGGCUGGCUCAGAAUGAAGUUCAAUAUCAUGACCCCUCUCCCGUGACGGCCACUUCCUAUCUCCCAUAGACAGUCUUUUGCCAAUUUCUGAUGCUCAUCAAGGGCGCUACAUCAACCCUUUCGCCAUGUCGCUCAAUCGCUCGGCCACCCAGAAAGCUCUCGGCCAGUCUGUACGCCGCACUCCUACCCAGAAAGCUCGAGAUGUCUCUGCUAGGAAAGCAAAGGGCUACGACAAUGUCUCGCAGGGCAUCAAGCAGCUCUACCCACCCGAAACCGAUAAUGCCCCUGACGAUUCCGAUAUUGAUAUCGUCCUAGUUCCAGGUCUAGGUGCUCACCCCGAGAAAAGCUGGGAGUCUGGAAAUGAAAAGUCCAAGUUCAACUGGGCUACCGACAAAGAUGGCGGCAUCAUCAAGGAUUUUCCAAAGGCUAGAAUCCUGCUCUACAUGUACGAGUCGGCCUGGGUUGGCGACUACAAGGUCAAGCAAUUCAUGAAUAACAUUGCUCACACCCUUUUGACAUGCUUGAAAGCCAAGAGAAAGAACUGCAGAAACCGGCCCAUUGUGUUUAUUGGACACAGCAUGGGAGGCCUGGUUAUUGCAAAGGCAGUAGCUUAUGCUGACACGCGCCGCGAGCUGUACCCCGUCAUGUUUGAAGCUAUUUCCGCCGCCAUCUUCUUCGGAACCCCUUUCAAGGGUGCUGCUAUUGCUCCUACCGCCGUCAUGUUCUCCCGCCUUGCCGAGAAGAGUCAUAGCUUUGGCGCAGUAGCCUCCAAGCUGUUGGAAGAUAUGACCCCGGGAAACAGUUAUCUCAAGUCUAUCCGAGAAGAGUUUGCCACCUUGAUCACCAAGCUCACUCCCAAGAUCCACGUCUUCUGCUUUUACGAAGAGCAACCGACCAACUUCGCGGAAAUGGCACACCUGCCUAAAUUUGCCAACAUCGUCUUUCCCAAGGAAUACAAAGACUUUGUCACCGAAGAGUCAGCAACGCUUGAUGGCUACGAUAAACUAGGCCUAGCGCGCGACCAUCGCAACUUGGUCAAGUUCAAUGGGCCAAAGGACGAAAUAUGGUCACAGGCCGUUCGUGAAAAGCUCAAGACUGCCAUUAGCGGUGCAUACCUCACGGCCAAGAAUCGCGUUGCUUCGGCCCGUGGCUUGGACUUGACAGCACUUAAAGGCAUUCUCGACGCUCUGGAGGGUGCAUCGGUGCACCGUAAGAGGAGGGAUUUGGGAAGAGCCGUGUCUGGAUCUACUUGGAUAACUAGCAUCCCCGAGUAUACAGAAUGGGUCAACAUCAUCAAGACACAAACCGCUGAUCAAGAGGCGUCCAAGAGCGAAUCGCUUGUGGACUGCUUGUGGGUUCGAGGCCCAGAGGGAAGAGGAAAGACAGGCGCGACGCUGGCCGUACUCAAUGACAUUGAAACCCUCCAGGAAAAGCACGGAAAUUCUGGCCAAGACGGUAUUCUUCUGGCAUACUUCUUCUGCGAACCCGUCGCGGACUACUCCACAGCUGAAGAUGUGCUCAGAUCUCUACUGUGCCAGCUCAUCAACCAGCAGAAUGCACUCGCUGCUCACGCAAGCGUCUUUGUCAAGAAAAAUUCAAAAGACAAUUCGUCCAAGCCCCAAUCUCAAUCCCAAGCGACGGUCGAUAACUUGUGGCAGUGUCUGCUCAACAUGCUUUCCGAUGAGUUCGCAGGCCGCCGAAUCUACGUCGUCAUCAACAAUCUUCAUGUUCUGCAACCUGAGUCUGAAUCGACAAUAAAGCUGAUGCACUAUCUCAAUGCCGAACUUUCAACCCGGAGGCUCGUCGAAGAUGAGGGCGAAGGCUACCCUGUCUCCACGCGGUGGUUUCUCACAAGCAGGGAGUUUCAGACUAUUGGACAAGCCUUAACAACUCCAUGUGUGCGGCUGGUAAACCUUCGAGAUGUGAAAUACGUGAACGAGGUUCAAAAAGAUCUACAACUACAUGCCAAGGGCAAGAUCAAAGAUCUCGAAAAGCAGAAAAAGUACAACAAGGCGCUGGCUUACUACGCCAGUAGUCUGAUUGGUAGGCGGGCAACCAACAUGCAUUGGAUUGAUCUCACCUGUGUCCAGCUUGCAGAGCUUCCUGAAACAGAAAGCCACGUCAAGAUUCGCUUUAUUCUCGAGACCACACCCAAAGACCUCAGCGACCUCCUGAAAGACAGGUGGAACGAAAUCUUCAGCUCCAAUGGAGAAGCCGGCGGAAGAAUCAAGGAGUUGCUACGAACUCUACUCUUGACGUUUGAAGAUCCGACUGAGGAAGAACUUGCUAUACUUGCAGGGCUGUCAUGGGCGGAAGUUCACAGCCUGAUUGAGAAGUGCAAGCCGUUCUUAUCAGUUGUGAAGCAGACCGUGACUUUUAUGAAUGCGGCCGUGAAGAAGCAUCUUGAGGACAACAAGUCACUGCUCCUGGGAAUGGAUCAAGAUGAGAUUGAGUGGCAGCACGGUAUCCUAGCUCUCCGAUCCCUUACACACUUGAAAGAAGCCUUUGACUUCCCCGAACGGGUGGUUGUUGCUGUUGAAAAUGGAAUCGUAACAGACAAUGUCACAGGAGACGGGAUUCACGAGCAGGAUGGAGAAGGAAAUAGUGUGGAUGGAAGUGAUGACCGAUAUCCCGCCAGCGAAACCCAGGUGGAGGACAAUGAUCCUGAUGAAGAAGCAGCUUCUGAAGUUGAUGGGAUGGACGAUGAUGACGAUGACGGUUCGACAACCGACUAUUCCGAGUACGACUCGGAGGAGUGGGGGGAGGAGGCAGACGAAGAUUGCGAUCCGGAAGCCGACGAAAUUCGGGACCGAGCACUGAAAUAUCCUGUCAAGCAUUGGCUUCAUCACGGCAGCAAAUCGACUCCAGAGUUUGCCGACGACCUCAGCCAGGACCAAGAGUUUUGGACAACAGAUUCGCCGAUCCGACGCCGCUGGCUUACUGAAUACAUUCGGGUAAUGGGAAAACUCGACGGCUGGGCCAGUAAGACUCUCACUGCUUUGCAUGUUGCUUCCUCUCUUGGUUUUAGUCGACUUGUUGUUGCCCUGUUGAACAAUGGACAUGACCAUGAAAUGUACAUGUUCGAUUCGCUCAGAAACACACCGCUUCAUCUUGCGGCGCAUUUUGGACGCACGAAUACCGUCGAGGAACUCUUGAACCGAAACGCAGUGAUCGAUAUUACCCAAAUCCCCUUUGACGAUACAGCCCUACAUAUGGCCGCGGUAAAUGGCCAUGUAGAUGUGAUGGACAAACUUAUCAGCCGGGGAGCCAACCCAAACGCGUACUCGGAGUUCGCUGGCCUUGUCAUCAAUGCAGCUAUCGCUUCAGGAAACUUCAAAGCGGUGGAGCUGCUGGUACAGAAAGGCGUCUUGCCAACCACACAGGCCCGGGAUACUCAACCUCCACUUGAACAGGCGGCUGAGAUGACAGAUAUCUCCAUGCUUGAUUGCUUGAUAGAGAAGUACAAGGACAAGAUUCCGCCCGAAGACUACAGCAAAGCCAUGGUUGCGGCCGCAAGAGCUGGGAGACUAGCGGCUUUCAACAAACUCCUCGAGUUUGAGCAUAACAACGAGUGGUUCCAGAAGGCUCUCGACUCUGCAACAGCUUAUGGAAAAUGGGAAAUCGUGCCAGUGAUUCUCAAGAGUCGCCGCGGGCUGAACUGCGAUGAAGCCUUCUAUCAGGCAGCUAUUAAUACCGAAAACAAGGACAAGAGUCUUGGGAUUCUCUGGGAGUACUCGGAUGGAACUGUCUCGAGAGAGAAGCUAAAUCAGUCGCUGUAUGAAGCCACCGAUAACCAGAAGCUCAGCACCGUCACCAUUCUCCUCGACACAUUUGCUGCUGACCCCAAUGCUACUGGAGAAGAGUACGGGAAUGCCCUCACAGCCGCGUCAUACGAUGGGAGAUUAGACAUUCUGCGACUCUUGCUAGAUGCAGGCGCUGAUGUGAACUCAUCAGAUGGAUGGGCUCUUCAGACAGCGGCAUCGGAAGGCCAUUAUGGCAUUGUCAAAGAGCUUCUUGACAGAGGUGCGGAUGUGAACGCUUUCACAAAAAGCGAAAAAUUUGUUGAAGGCACCGCCCUGCAAGCAGCAACCGAGGCUGGCUGGAAGGAUAUCGUCUCGUUACUUCUCGAACACAACGCAGACCCAAACUUUGGCGGUGGGCAAGACGCACCUCCAAUCCUUGCAGCGGCAAUGUACGGCAACCCAGAGAUUUUGGAUUUGCUUGUUGAUAAGAAAGCAAAUGUCAACGUUUACGGUGGCUGUGACCAAUCGACACCACUGAUCAAUGUAGUGGAGCAGAUAUCUGGCACGGAAUCCCUGGAGAAGCUUCUCAAUGCUGGAGCUGAUAUCAACGCGACCAAUGCGGAUGGCGACACUGCUCUUAUUGUUGCGGCGAGGGAAGGAGACCGGAGUGUCGUCCGGUUUUUGUUGAAGAAGGGUGCAGAUGUUAUGCACUUCUCAAACAAUGGAACGAACGCACUGAAAGCGGCACUCGCAGAAGACCAAACAAGCUGCUUGAAGGUUUUGAUUAAUCAUGUCUCAAAGAUCAUGUUGGCUCUGAAGUCUGCCAUGGAUACCGGGAACACUGCGGUGGCUGGAGUUGUGCGAGCGGCCAUGGCAGCUCCGCAAGGUCUUAACUACGACGAUGAGGGGGCACAAAAUGAGACCGAGGAUUCGGAUGACGAUUCGGAAGAUGAGGAGGACGAAGAAAAAGUAAACAAUGAUGAAGAAGAAGACCAAGAGGAGCCUACAGUCGGACCGGUUCGUUUCGAGAGUGAAACGCCGGAUGACGCGAGUAUUGCGAAUUCCGAGCAGCGCCGAGGAGAAGAUCUGAAGUCAAAUACAGACUCCUUGGAGAUGGAAACAGAGGAUUCGUACGAAGUAUCUGUUUACGCCGCACCCGAGGGUCAGGUUUCCCGUGAGUUCUCUCGUAGAGUCACUUGGCAAGCUGGGGAUAAGCGAGGGGAGUCGGCAAGUGAUGGUCGCCACGAUCAACAAGAGGCAGCGCAUCCUCAGCAACCACAGCAGCAGCAUCCACGCAACCAAAACGGCGCCAUUGUGAAGCUAGCAUCGGCAGGACGGCAAAUGUCAGAGCCAACUCACCCUACCUACUCUUCCGCCUAUGAGCUCAAUGAUCAGAUCCCGGAGGCCCCAACGACGCCCACCUUCCAAAGACAACAGCUACCGAGCACAGUAGCAACUCCAGGGUUGGCCACGGUCUCUGAAAAUGAACAAGCACAACAGGCAUUCCGCCAAUGGGCGGCAUACAACCAAGUACUUUCCUCAAUGGCGGCUCAAACAGAGAACGGCCAGUAUCUGGCGUACAGUGAUAUGUCUUCUUACGAUGGCAGCUCUUGGGGUCAGUCAUUUACUCCAGCGGUAUCGCAUCAGGGAAUGGUAGCAAAUUAUGGCAACAUAUAUCAACCAUAUGUCCCACCAGGCCACGCUCACGAUCCCCAGAAUGCCCCUGAAGUUGUAUCGCCAACUUCUUCGCCUCAGCAAAACUUGCAGCAGCAGGCCCAACAACAACAGCAACAACAACCACAAUCAGGGGCAUACAACCCGACAGUACAAACACAGGUUGGGCCCCCUAUUGCCGGCUAUGUUGUCUACACAAACGAAGGGCAGCCCCAGUACUACCAGCCGUACCACGUCGUCAGGAAUCAGGGGAGCAGUCCUCUCUCCAACAAUAAUAGCAAUAGCGGAUCAAGUCUUGGUGGCGGAAGCAGUACCGCCAUCAAUAAUAGUCAAAUCCAUGUAGGUGGAGGAGCACCGAGCAAGUCACCACCACCUUCGGCUUCAACAACGACGUCAGCGCCGCUGCGACCGGCGCCAGUUCCAGCUCUGCAGCGUCAGCCUAGACCACAGAGUUCCAGCUUCUUUAAAGGGAUGUUCAAUAAGAAAAGUUGAUAGCUUCAAUUCUACGAACACAGAUACAUCAAUCGAUUAUUAUAACACUAUCAACCUCAAUGCACGAAAGCUGCACUCCUUUCAGCAUGUGAUCCGGGGAAGUUGGUUUGAGGAGUUACUCGGGACGUGCGAAUUGACAUGCCUUCUAAGGCUUCCGCAAGAUAUCCCACCAGAAACUACGCAAAGCAACCUAGAGCGACACUCCAAAGAUUACGAGCGACAUUUGGUGGUAUUUCAAGUCGGAAUUGGCGUCAGGGUGCAUCUAUG
Messenger RNA from Neurospora tetraspora, 6279 nucleotides. RefSeq lists its product as uncharacterized. The coding region runs from base 229 to 6012 and encodes 1927 amino acids. Gene Ontology annotation, molecular function: protein binding. The transcript has 4 exons. NCBI's taxonomy places the organism in Eukaryota, Fungi, Ascomycota, Sordariomycetes, Sordariales, Sordariaceae. The record is from RefSeq and is a predicted model, not a curated record.